UUCGACACGAUAAUCAAAACAUUGCAGUGACACUCCGCGACCGCUAGAUGGCAGCAUUUCACCGCAGAUCAUUUUAAUGAGCGAAACAAAAAGCGCUGCUCGGAGUUCUGUGGAAAGUUGCCAGGUCCGCGGUUUUCCCGCGGAAUUGGGCUACUUUUGAAGUGUUGCCGCUGGUUCGGGUAGACCUAUUUUGCAUGCAAAUUACAUGAAUAUCUUUAAAUAAAAAUCCAUAUUUUAAAUGAAAUAAUUUAUUUCUACCCAAAUCCUACCAAACUGACUCCAGAUCAGCACGUACACACAUGGACAUGGGACACGCCCACAUACACACACGCACCUAAAGCUCUCGCCGCUCUCAGUCUCCCGCGACCCGCUCGAUCCCAACUCUGGUCUGGUAGUUAGUGUAGCUAGCUACACUGGAGAAACAUGCCACCCGGUAAGUGGGCUAAAUACGGGAAGAAAUAUACGAAAGAAUGGGAAAGUGAAAACGGAAUUAAAGAAUGGAUAGAACGGGGAUGAUACCAAAGCUUUUUGUCGGUACUGCAAAACCGAGAUUCGUGCGCACCACAGUGAUCUCCAAAACCACAGCAAAACGGGGAAACACAUUCGAAAUGCUGCUCCGUUCUCCAGUUGUCGAGCAGGGAGGAAGAGAGAAAAGGGAAGAGAAAGCCUCAAGACAAAGCAACAGACCUGGCAACCCUGGUGGAAACAUUCAUUCAUUCAUUGAGUGACAAAGGGGAGGCGAGCAUGUACGUGCAUGCACGUGCACGGAGGAGGUGACUGAGUCCGCGGUCCGGGUCCACUGGGUGCAGGACUAGUGGGCGGAGCUGCAGAGAGUCGGUCUUCUCUCACGCAGAGAAGUCCUCCAGAUCCUCUCCGACCAGAGAUGAGUGAGAAGAAGGCCGUGUUGUUCAACCUGUGGGGCGUCGCGGUCCCGGCCGGGCCUCACGCGGCCCUGCAGCGGCUGGAGGAGCUGCACGCGCUGCCGGGCGGUUUCCUGUCCGGAGUGGCGUCCCUGAAGGACGGCGCCAUGAGCCGGGCGGAGAGAGGCCAGCUGACGCUCUCUCAGAUGAUCCCGGCCUUCGAGGCGGAGUGCGUGAACGAGGCCCGGCUCAAGGGUGUGACUCUGCCGUCUGAUUGGUCGGCGAGACGCCUGCUGGAGGAGCUCAGAGAGACGGCGAUGGACGUCCAACCAGCCGUGCUGAAGACGGCGGCCCGUCUGCGUCAAAGUGGGUUACUGACAGCUGUCCUGGCCAAUCACUGGCUGGACGACGCCCCCUCAGCGGGCGGUCCGGCCCGCCUCCUCUCUCUGCUGGGCGCCAGCUUCGACCUGGUCCUCCAGUCCUGCCGCUCGGGCCACAGGGUCCCAGAGCCCGCCAUGUUCAGCUGUGCCCUGCGGCAGCUGGGGGUGACGUCCCGACAGGCCGUGUGGCUGGACGCGGAGCAGGAAGGAGUGGAGGCCGCACGGGGGGCCGGGAUGGAGGCCAUCUUGGUGGAACAGCUGGACCACGCCUUGGACCAGCUGGCCCUCUUCACCGGGGUCCAGGCUGUCGGAGCAGACGAUCCUCCUCCGUCCUGCAGCCCUGAAGACGUGUCUCAUGGAUAUGUCGCCAUCAGGCCUGGUGUGAGGACUCACUAUGUGGAGAUGGGCUCAGGUCCACCUGUGGUUCUGUGCCACGGUUUCCCUGAGAGCUGGUACUCCUGGAGGUACCAGAUCCCAGCCCUGGCUGCAGCCGGGUUCCGGGUGCUGGCUCUGGACAUGAAGGGGUACGGAGGGUCCACAGCGCCUCCAGACAUCGAAGAAUAUUCUCAGGAGCAGCUUUGCAAGGAUUUAAUCACAUUUCUGGAUAAAAUGGCGAUUCCUCGGGUCACCCUGGUGGGUCACGACUGGGGUGGCAUGCUGGUGUGGACCAUGGCUCAGUAUUUCCCUGAGAGAGUCAGGGCGGUGGCGUCCCUGAACACGCCUCUGUUCCCCGUGGACCCGUCAGUCAGUCCUUCACAGAAGCUCAAGGACGUUCCCAUCUUUGAUUACCAGCUGUACUUCCAAAGAGCCGGCGAGGCCGAGGCCGAGCUGGAGAAAGACCUGGAGAGAACCUUCAAGAUCUUCUUCUUCAGUAGUGCUGAAGUGGGGAAGCGUCCCUCCAUCAGCACCGCAGGAGUCUGCGCUCGAGGAGGCCUGUUCGUGGGUCUGCCAGAGCAGAUUCCUCGCAGCUGCAUCCUGACGGAGGCCGACCUGCAGUACUACGUCAGCCAGUAUGAAGAACAAGGCUUCAGGAGGCCGUUGAACUGGUAUCGCAACGGGGCGCUGAACUGGAAGUGGAUGUGCUCUCGUCCAAUCGGAAAGCUGCUCAUGCCGGCUCUGAUGGUGACGGCAGGUAAAGACCAGGUGCUGCUGCCGGCCUUCUCCAAGGGGAUGGAGGACCUGAUCCCCAACCUGCGCAGAGGACACGUGGAGGAGUGUGGCCACUGGACUCAGAUGGAGAGGCCGGCGGAGACGAACCGCCUCCUGAUCUCGUGGCUGGAAGAGAACCUGAAGAGGGCUGGAGGCGUUACCGUGGCACCCAGACUGUGAGGGGGCGGGGCGAGAUGAUGUCACCGUUAUAUCAAUCUACUAAUAAAACUAAUCAGCCUCAA
This is a messenger RNA of Pseudoliparis swirei, 2631 nucleotides long. RefSeq names its product epoxide hydrolase 2, cytoplasmic (gene ephx2). Gene Ontology annotation, biological process: cholesterol homeostasis; phospholipid dephosphorylation. Gene Ontology annotation, cellular component: peroxisome. Lineage: Eukaryota; Metazoa; Chordata; Actinopteri; Perciformes; Liparidae. Gene Ontology annotation, molecular function: magnesium ion binding; lipid phosphatase activity. The record is from RefSeq and is a predicted model, not a curated record. The coding region runs from base 884 to 2569 and encodes 561 amino acids. The transcript has 20 exons.